GUUGAUCGAUUUCAGUCACCAGUUACCGCGCUAACCGCAGUUUGUUGACAGAAUCACAAGUACACUGUACGGUAACGAGACAAUGCCGCAGACAAGAACCAACAAAAAAGCAGAAACAAAGGCAGAAAACCAAGAACACACGGAGACGGAGACAAAGGUGGAAAAGAGUGACGAAACGCCUAGCAAGGAACAAGAGACACCAGAGGCGACGUCUGGAGAAACUAAAACCGACAGCGAGGAACAGCCGGAAAGUCAAGCCAAACGGCAGAAAACGGGAGAGCAAGACAACGAAGACAACACAAACGAUGGGGAAAGCACUCGCGAGGAUGUAGUCGAAAAAGACGAAGGGAACCCCGAAAAGGAAAAACCAGCUAGCGAGCCACUUGAAGGGAAGAAAGUUGAAGAGAUUGACAGUGAAGGUCAGAAAGUCGACAACGCGAUUGCCGCCGAGGAUUGAAAAGCAUAUACGGGAACUGUGCUCGCUUGAAAGCGCGCGAAACUGCACGUGACUUGAAUCUCAUUCUAGGCAAUCGUUGCUUUUAUCUGAUGUUGUAUGUAGCAUUAAUCGUGGUUUUAUGAUAGUGAACUUGGACGGUUCCAAUAUAGUGAGUUUCUCUAUCAAUA
Messenger RNA from Corticium candelabrum, 624 nucleotides. RefSeq names its product brain acid soluble protein 1-like. Lineage: Eukaryota; Metazoa; Porifera; Homoscleromorpha; Homosclerophorida; Plakinidae. The transcript has a single exon. The coding region runs from base 83 to 457 and encodes 124 amino acids. The record is from RefSeq and is a predicted model, not a curated record.